AUGAAAGUAUUUUAUAUAUAAAACGUGAUGUUUUAGUAUAAACUCAACAACUUAGGAACAAUUGUAAUUUGCGUCUAUUAUUGUUUCCGAUAGCUUUAUAGUUAGUGCGAUUAUUUGUUUGGAAAAUUUUUGGAGAACUAUAAAACUCAGUACAAAUAGGUCUACUAAACCAAGAAGACUUCAAAUGUAAAGUUCGUUGCAUUUCAGACAACGAAGCUCUUAACAUUAUCAAUUUGGUCAUGAGGAGUUUGGGCAACAAUGAUACGGUAUUGUUCUGGGAUAUGUUCUAUCUCUCCGACCCUCGACGUUUUAUGUACGAAGACGUCAAACGAGUACCAUAUAUAUAUUCUCAGGCAUGGCCAUACUUUCUGGUAUUGUUGGCAUUCGAAAAUAUUUUGCGAAUUUGGCAAAAAAAAGGCUCGGUCCGGCUGAACGACAGCAUAACGUCAAUGAGUCACGCUGUCCUGCAGGAAUGUGCUAAAUUGCUCUACCGUGGUUGGGAACACUGCCUUUACUUUUGGAUAUACGAUAAUUACAGAGUGUGCUCGUUACCUUGGGACUCGAUACUGUUUUGGUAUUGCACUGCCAUAUUGGUAGACUUUUGUUAUUACUGGAUGCACAGAGCUAGUCAUGAAAUUCAUGUAUUCUGGGCACAACAUCAGGUCCACCACAGCUCGGAUGAAUUUAACGUGACUGUGGGCAUCCGACAGUCGGUAUUCCAGUCUUUAGUUGGAUUUGUUUGUUACGUGCCGUUAGCUUUAUUUAUACCACCCGUACUAUUGCUUGUCCAUCAGCAGCUUAGCUUACUUUAUCAAGUAUGGAUUCAUACAGAAGCUAUUCCCACAUUAGGUCCCCUUGAAUAUUUGCUUAACACUCCAGCUCAUCAUAAAGUGCACCAUGGGAGUACCUUACGAUGUCUGGAUAAAAACUAUGGCGGUGUAUUGAUUGUAUGGGACAGGAUCUUCGGUACGUUUCAAGAAGUUAAACCAAAAACGAAGAUAACCUAUGGUCUUGUGUACCCAAUGAAUAGAUAUAAUCCUGUGUAUUUACAAGUAAAAAAUUGUUUUUACAAUUAUAAUGUGUAUAAGAAGUGGAAUAUGAUGAAUGAUUGGAACAAUAGAUUGUGGUCUGUAAUUAAAGGACCAAGUUGGAUGCCAGGGUUAUCGUGGACUGGUAAAGAUGGAAAAAAUCGUGUUUGUGCUAAAGGAAAGAGAAAAAAAUUCGAUGUAAAAAUCUCGUGGCUGCUCAAAGUUUAUAUAUUAAUUCACUUUGUUGCUUCGACCAAUGGUUACUUUGCAUUAGCUAAAAUAUCGCCAAUAGAAAUCGAUACUCCAAGUAUGAUGAUCACUAUAUUUUAUAUUACAUGGUCAUUUAUGAGUAUAGGCAUGUUAUUUGAAAAGUCUCAUUGGUCAACAUUUUUUGAGUUAUCUAGAUGUUUAACUCUUUUUAUUCAUCUUACUUAUUUUGAAAAAUCUUGUUUGGAAAUAUUAGACGAGUCGACUAUGGAUGGAUAUCGAAUAUUAUUUGGACCAUCUACCCUUAUUUGGUUUAUAGCUAUAUUAGUAGGCUAA
Daktulosphaira vitifoliae (grape phylloxera) is the source of this 1571-nucleotide messenger RNA. Its product is annotated as alkylglycerol monooxygenase-like. The transcript has 10 exons. Lineage: Eukaryota; Metazoa; Arthropoda; Insecta; Hemiptera; Phylloxeridae. The coding region runs from base 240 to 1571 and encodes 443 amino acids. Gene Ontology annotation, cellular component: endoplasmic reticulum. Gene Ontology annotation, biological process: lipid biosynthetic process. Gene Ontology annotation, molecular function: iron ion binding; oxidoreductase activity. The record is from RefSeq and is a predicted model, not a curated record.